AUAUCACAAGUUCCAUUAAAUCUUUGUGGAAUAGGGGUGUGAUAAAUACCAUGAAAUUUAUUUCACAGUUGCCAAUGCACGUAUCAAAUGGCAUCGAUGCAUUGUUAUCUCAACCAGCUAUAAAAGAUGCCCUUACAAAUAUUCAGUCAUCUAGUGCAAAACCGACAAAGACUGGGUCUCAAUGAUUCGACAUCGCAGAUCUAUGUUAAACCAUAUGAUAGAUACUGCCACAUCACGAUAAUCCACGCUAAGUAUGGAAUAAAUUCCCUCGAAAUGUCCGUAACGGUGAAUCUAAUUCGCAAUCCGUACCCCGUUCCGGAUUUAUCACGCGAAGGAGUCUGGCUGGCAAAGGGUCCUGUACUUGGGAAGAACGUUUCUCCAACCGACAGGAGGUGGUACUCCAGAUUGAGUGCACAUGAACGUCUUUUUGCCCACCAUACAUUGAACAGCGCCCGCAAGGAUUAUCGAUUUUAUAGACCAAAGGCUCCCCACGACGCUCUAGAUCUGGCUUUGUCAUCUACGUACGUCCACAAUGAUGACACCUUUGUGCCCAAAAUGUACGUUCACAUACAACCGGAGACAAUGGGAAAAGAGACAUGGCGCGUUCUUCGCAACCAAAUUAAGACUUUCACGAAGCCACCGCCACCAUUAGGACACUCAAUUAGGUACGGAGGUCCCCGGCGUUUCGAAGGUGACAAGAAAGAUGACAAAAGGUGGGCCGAGGAUCCAUCCGACUGGAGAAGAAAGUACAGCUCGGAAAGAAUCCACCCGAGUAGCAUAAAGCUCGCCAUAGAAGGACCACACACGGACCAAACCAAUCCAGGAUUUAGCAGGAAAAUUGACGGAACUUUCUACUGCAUCUAAUUGUACACAACACUGACCCAACCGCACGAUAAACUCGUUCUGAGGAACCUAAUAAGAGACUUAGACAGAAAAAGUCAACAAAAGUGAUUCUAGAAAUAGUCCCAUUUACCUGGACAAGUCUUAGGAAAAAAAAAAAUUAAUUUCCAUCCAUUCCACUCAAUUUCAUAGGAGCACACAUUGCAUCGCGAUCGUGCCGGUUGCCGAAGAGCGAAGCUUUCUCGUAUUUAAAGAGCCUAAAGAGGGUGAAGGUUAAGACCAUAGGCUUUGGUUAAGCCUCGCAUCGCCAAAGAGCGAGCAACCGAGCACCCAUUUUGUCCGUCUAUACCGGUCAUUUGCCAGCAAUCCGUCAAAGACCUUGUAAACAAAAGUUAAGAAAACACCCGCAAACACCUUGCACCCUACUCCACAGCACUCAGAGUGAAUUUAACGUUA
Molecule: messenger RNA, 1296 nt
Organism: Orussus abietinus
Lineage: Eukaryota; Metazoa; Arthropoda; Insecta; Hymenoptera; Orussidae
Exons: 5
Coding region: 127-864 (245 amino acids)
Source: RefSeq, a predicted model, not a curated record